GAAGAGCAAAAAUGAUAUUGACUGCCAUUUGAACAUGUAGAUGUAGUGAUCAAAUAUUAUGUCCCGUGACUGUGAGUGAGAUUCAUGCUUAGUAGCAUUUACCUAACAAGUCAUGGGCAUGUCUGCGCUACCUUUCCCAUACUCAGGAUCCCCCUCUCCAUCUCUUCCUGUUUCUCAACAAAAAUGGUUUAAAAUCAAACCCAAUUCCAAUAUAAACACGUCCUUAUUAAUCCAAAGCUGCCACAACCAACCAGAGCACAUUAACAGCAAUGGCCAUGCCAGAUUUCCAGAGAAGAAUCCUUUCAUCAACCCCGCAUUCUCCACCUUUGUCCCUCCCAGACCUCGAAGGAUAAUCCUGGUUAGGCAUGGAGAGAGCCAAGGAAACGUGGAUGAGACCGAGUACACGAGGGUGGCUGAUCCCAAGAUAGGCCUCACCAACAGAGGCAAGGCCCAAGCAGAGGACUGUGGCUACAGGAUCAAGAACAUGAUUGAAGAAGAUGGUGACGAAAAUUGGCAAGUUUACUUCUAUGUAUCCCCAUACAGAAGGACCCUCGAAACAUUGAAAAGCCUCGCUCGUCCCUUUGAACGCUCAAGAAUCGCUGGCUUCAGAGAAGAGCCUCGCAUUCGAGAACAAGAUUUCGGGAAUUUUCAAAACAGAGAAAAGAUGCGAGUGCAUAAAGGAAUGCGCAUGCUAUAUGGUCGUUUCUUUUACAGAUUUCCAGAUGGGGAAUCCGCAGCUGAUGUAUAUGAUAGAAUCACAGGAUUCAGAGAAACGCUGAGAGCAGAUAUUAAUAUUGGACGAUAUCAGCCACCUGGGGGUAAGAAAGCAGACAUGAACUUGGUCAUCGUGUCGCAUGGUCUGACACUUCGAGUUUUUCUCAUGAGAUGGUACAAAUGGACCGUCCAACAGUUCGAGGGUCUCAACAACAUGGGCAAUGGAAAUAUGCUUGUCAUGGAAAAGGGUUAUGGGGGAAGGUAUAGCUUAGUGAUGCAUCACGAUGAAGAAGAGCUAAGACGAUUUGGAUUGACUGAUGAAAUGCUAAUUGAUCAGGAGUGGCACAAAUAUGCAAGGCCUGCUGAUCUGAAUUAUGAUUGUCCAAUGGUGAAUUCCUUCUUUCCCCAUCUCCAUGAAGGAACAACAAGUAGGCCUCAACAAGAAGGGUGAUCGAUAGUGUAUAGCAACCUCACUGUCAACGCACAGGCUACACAGCAUAAUUAUCAGUUAAAAUUACGAUAGUGAAUUUCUGUAACAUAAUUAGUAGAAAAAACUAUACCAAAAAAUUUAAAAAAAAUUGUGGAAGAACUAUGUGAUUAUAUGCUGUAUACAGUUAACUGCUACAGCCUACAUGAUCACGUGUGCCUAUUUAACUCCUAAAUUAUGUAGUUACUGCUAGCUAGGAUCAGUUGGUUAGUUUCUAGCAAAUACUGGUUAGCUGAGAUGAUUACAAAUACCUACAGCAUUUCUCAAAUUUUAGUUAUUAACAUGAUAUAU
Messenger RNA from Gastrolobium bilobum, 1492 nucleotides. RefSeq names its product phosphoglycerate mutase-like protein AT74H. Gene Ontology annotation, molecular function: phosphatase activity. The record is from RefSeq and is a predicted model, not a curated record. NCBI's taxonomy places the organism in Eukaryota, Viridiplantae, Streptophyta, Magnoliopsida, Fabales, Fabaceae. The coding region runs from base 113 to 1165 and encodes 350 amino acids. The transcript has 5 exons.